Molecule: messenger RNA, 1266 nt
Organism: Oryza brachyantha (malo sina)
Lineage: Eukaryota; Viridiplantae; Streptophyta; Magnoliopsida; Poales; Poaceae
Product: triacylglycerol lipase 2-like
Exons: 9
Biological process (GO): lipid metabolic process
Molecular function (GO): hydrolase activity, acting on ester bonds
Source: RefSeq, a predicted model, not a curated record
AUGAGCCCUGCCGGCCGCGGCUUCGCUCUCUCGGCGGCGGCCGCCGCCGUCGUCCUCCUGUUGUCCCUGCAGCUCGCCGCCGGGGUGCCGCGAGUCCAGAACCAUGCCGAACACCGGCGGCGCGGCAUUUCCACCUCCACCGCCGCCGCCGGCGGCGGCAGCGGCGCGUGCGCGGUGGCCGUGGCGCCGUUGGGCUACCCCUGCGAAGAGCACGAGGUGACGACACAGGACGGCUACAUCCUGAGCUUGCAAAGAAUCCCCAAGGGACGCACCGGCGCCGGCGGCGGGGUGCGGCAGCCGGUGCUGCUGCAGCAUGGGGUUCUUGUGGAUGGCAUGGUAUGGCUGCUGGGGUCGCCGGAGGAAUCGUUGCCCUACAUCUUGGCCGACCGGGGCUUCGACGUCUGGAUCGCCAACAACCGGGGGACACGCUGGAGCCGCCGCCACGUCUCGCUUCACCCGUCAAGCCGGAGCUACUAGGACUGGUCAUGGGACGAACUUGUGGUCAACGACAUGCCUGCCAUCGUUGACUACGUUUCGAGCCACACUGGCCAGAAGCCACACUACGUUGGCCACUCCAUGGGGACGCUGGUGGCGCUUGCAGCUUUCUCUCAGGGCAUGAUGGUUGAUAAGCUGAAAUCAGCUGCAAUGCUCAGCCCUGUUGCAUACCUGUCUCACAUAACCACUCCCAUUGGCAAUGCUUUAGCUAGAUCAUUCACUGGAGAGGUCGUCUCUGAUGUCCUUGGCAUCCCCGAGUUCGACCCAGCAUCUCCUCAGGUGUCUAACUUGGUCAGAGAAACCUGUCGCAAGCCUGGCAUGAACUGCUACGGCCUCCUUCCAUCUGUCACAGGGGAAAACUACUGUCUGAACAGUUCAGCAGACGACAUCUUCCUCAAGUACGAGCCCCAGCUAACGUCCACAAAAACCAUGGCCCAUCUCGCUCAAAUGGUGAGAGAUGGAGUUCUGACCAAGUACGACUACGUGAGGCCGGACGUGAACGUGGCCAGGUACGGUCAGGCCGACCCGCCGGCGUACAACAUGUCGGCGAUCCCGGCGUGGUUCCCUCUCUUCCUCAGCUCCGGCGGCCGCGACUCGCUGUCCGACCCCGCCGACGUCGGCCUCCUCCUCGACGACCUCCGGGGCCACGCCGGCGACCGGCUUACGGUGCAGUACCUGCAGCAGUUCGCGCACGCCGACUUCGUCAUCGGCGUCUGCGCCAAGGACUUCGUCUACAACGACGUCAUCUCCUUCUUCCAUCGAUUUCGCUGA